Messenger RNA from Penicillium waksmanii, 225 nucleotides. RefSeq lists its product as uncharacterized. The transcript has a single exon. The record is from RefSeq and is a predicted model, not a curated record. The coding region runs from base 1 to 225 and encodes 74 amino acids. Lineage: Eukaryota; Fungi; Ascomycota; Eurotiomycetes; Eurotiales; Aspergillaceae.
AUGCAGGUGGCAUCUACAACCCUGGAAGGCGGGACUGUGGUUUUGGCUCGGAAGGCUAGGCCGGAUACGGCAAAAAAGUCAUCACACGAGGUCGUGGGUCUGAAGUAUGGAAAGGCGAAGAAAAUUAGGUCUCUCCGAGAUGAGCUUCAGAAGUCCGAUGCUUUGAAAUACAAACAUGUUCUGAGCAUCAUUCUCGCCUACAGCGUCCUGGACUUUACAGGUUAA